GACUAGGACAUCUUCAUUCUCAACGCCGACAACCCAGCAUACACAACACGCCACCAUGUCGUCCAAGGUCAAGGCUGGUCAGCUCUGGGGCAAGAACAAGGAGGACCUCUCCAAGCAACUUGAGGAGUUGAAGACCGAGCUCAACCAGCUCCGCGUCCAGAAGAUCUCCAGCGGUGCUUCGUCCAAGACCAACCGAAUUGGCGAUGUUCGCAAGUCCAUUGCUCGCGUGAUGACCGUCAUCAACGCCAACCAGCGCGCCCAGCUCCGUCUCUUCUACAAGGGCAAGAAGUACACUCCUCUUGACCUCCGCCCCAAGCUCACCCGUGAGAUCCGCCGCCGUCUCACCAAGUACGAGGCCACCCGUACCACCGACAAGCAGCGCAAGCGCCAGAUCCACUUCCCCCAGCGGAAGUACGCCGUUAAGGCUUAAAUGCAAAACUGUUCGGAUCUGGAGUUUUGUGGGAAGACGCUACUUUGCCCUUGGACACAUUAAGCAGGACGUGAAGGUGUAGACCUGAUACCUUGCGGCGGAGUCGAUUUUCUCUCUUUUUUUACAUCCAAAAAAUGGAACUUGAUUAUGUAUCUUAGAAGGAUGCAAAUCGACUCUUGACAUGACAUGACUUUCAACGUCUUUCAA
Molecule: messenger RNA, 637 nt
Organism: Penicillium cinerascens
Lineage: Eukaryota; Fungi; Ascomycota; Eurotiomycetes; Eurotiales; Aspergillaceae
Product: 60S ribosomal protein uL29
Exons: 4
Coding region: 56-430 (124 amino acids)
Biological process (GO): maturation of LSU-rRNA from tricistronic rRNA transcript (SSU-rRNA, 5.8S rRNA, LSU-rRNA); translation
Cellular component (GO): ribosome; cytosolic large ribosomal subunit
Molecular function (GO): mRNA binding; structural constituent of ribosome
Source: RefSeq, a predicted model, not a curated record